AUGGUGGCUGAGAAGAAUGAAGAGCACCCUUUGGCGAAAGCUGAUGAUUACACUAGAAGCGAUCAAGAAUCAGGCGAUUUAUCAGCUGAGGAGCUUAAACGCAAGAAGAUGAUCAAAAUAGCCACAUAUGUGGUUGCUUUUGUAAUCUUCCAGGUCAUUGUUAUCACAACACUUGCACUAACUAUCAUGAAAGUUAAGUCUCCGGUGCUGACACUAGACAACAUUCAGCUCCAAACGCAGACAACCACUACCAAGUCGCCAUCUUUUGAUAGGAGCUUCUCAACCCAAGUUAGAGUCAAGAACACCAACUUCGGGCCCUACAAGUUUCAAGCCACCACCCUCAACUUCACCUACGCCGGAGCCACCGUGGGACAAGUUGUUAUUCCUAAGGGCAAGGCUGGAAUGAUGUCCACCAAAAAGAUUAAUGAUGUGAUUGUUAUGUUGAGUUCAACUAAAUUGCCAAGCAGUGCUGAACUUGAGAGUGAGUUGAGUCUGAGUAGCUCGGCUAGGAUGAAUGGGAAAGUGGAGCUGAUGUCGAUUAUGAAGAAGAAGAAGAAGUCCAUAACCAUAAACUGCACAAUUACUAUUGAUGUGGCUGCUAAGAACGUCCGGAGUUUGCAAUGUUGGAGCAGGAGGCCGAGGACAAAACCAAUGUCUAAACCCAAGAAAACAAUAUACAAACCUGAGCAAAAGAAGAAAACAACAAAAAAGGCUUGA
This is a messenger RNA of Humulus lupulus (European hop), 717 nucleotides long. RefSeq names its product late embryogenesis abundant protein At1g64065-like. NCBI's taxonomy places the organism in Eukaryota, Viridiplantae, Streptophyta, Magnoliopsida, Rosales, Cannabaceae. The record is from RefSeq and is a predicted model, not a curated record. The transcript has a single exon. Bases 1 to 717 code for a protein of 238 amino acids.